This is a messenger RNA of Durio zibethinus, 1060 nucleotides long. Its product is annotated as S-adenosyl-L-methionine-dependent methyltransferases superfamily protein. NCBI's taxonomy places the organism in Eukaryota, Viridiplantae, Streptophyta, Magnoliopsida, Malvales, Malvaceae. The record is from RefSeq and is a predicted model, not a curated record.
AAUGACUUAACUUAUGGCCCAAAAUUAGCCCAUAAAAUACCAGGCGAGCGUCGGCCUCUGGUUAGAUUUUAGUCUUCGUUUCGGCGGAGAACUUCUUCGCUGUUGCAGUAUUGAGGUAGAAGGGAAAACAAAGGGAAUGGACAUAGCUCUCUUUUCUCCAUCUUCACUUUUCACCGACGACGAAGAAGUCUCUAUGAGGAAAAUACAGAUACCCAUCAGAGCUAUGUGGAGAGGAGGCACCAGUUUCCUGGCAUGGAGUUGCUUAUUCGAGAAUUUUCCUUUCACCAGUUGAAUGCUAACUUACUCUGGCCAGGUACAUUUGCAUUUGCAGAAUGGCUAGUUCAACAUCGACCAUGGAUAGAAGGCUGUUGUUGCCUUGAAUUAGGCAGUGGGACUGGAGCUUUGGCUAUUUUUCUCCGAAAAUCAUUUAAUCUUGACAUAACAACAUCAGACUAUGAUGAUCAGGAAAUUGAAGAGAACAUAGCUCACAACUGCCAGGCAAAUGGAAUUAUGCCUGUCCUUCCUCACAUAAAGCACUCAUGGGGAGACACCUUUCCAGCUGCUGUUCCACACUGGGACCUGAUCAUUGCAAGUGAUAUCCUAUUGUAUGUCAAACAGUACCCUAGCUUGAUAAAGUCUCUCUCUUAUCUCCUAAAAUCUUACAAGCCAAAAGAUGACAAAGCUGUUCCUCUUGUGGGAAAUAACCAAAGCGGUGGAAUGUCCAUGGGAUUGCCUCUACCAGCAUUUCUAAUGAGCUGGAGACGCAGAAUUGGGAAGGAGGAUGAAUCACUCUUCUUCACUGGUUGUGAGAAUGCUGGUCUGGAAGUAAAGCAUAUCGGAUCCCGCGUAUAUUGCAUUAAACCAAGAGAAAAUAUUAAUUAUAUGAUUAAGAAUGGCUGAACUAGAUGAUUGAAGCGGGUAUAAAAUUAAGAAUUGUACCUCAAUUAAAGUGAUAAAUCAGGAACAUGGUCAUAUUAGCUAGAAUGGUUCUUUUAAAAGUUUGGAAUGCAAUGUUUCUCUUAAGACAAAUACAAAUUGUCUCAGUGAUGCUAUUGUGGAA